CGGCUGGCCCCGCCUCUUCCUCUCGGUCCCAUAUUGAACUCGAGUUGGAAGAGGCGAGUCCGGUCUCAAAAUGGAGGUAAAACCGCCGCCCGGUCGCCCCCAGCCCGACUCCGGCCGUCGCCGCCGCCGCCGGGGGGAGGAGGGCCAUGAUCCAAAGGAACCAGAACAGUUGAGAAAACUGUUUAUUGGUGGUCUGAGCUUUGAAACUACAGAUGAUAGCUUAAGAGAACAUUUUGAGAAAUGGGGCACACUUACAGAUUGUGUGGUGAUGAGAGACCCCCAAACAAAACGUUCCAGGGGCUUUGGUUUUGUGACUUACUCUUGUGUUGAAGAGGUGGAUGCAGCAAUGUGUGCUCGACCACACAAGGUUGAUGGGCGUGUAGUGGAACCAAAGAGAGCUGUUUCUAGAGAGGAUUCUGUAAAGCCUGGUGCCCAUCUAACAGUGAAGAAAAUUUUUGUUGGUGGUAUUAAAGAAGAUACAGAAGAAUAUAAUUUGAGAGACUACUUUGAAAAGUAUGGCAAGAUUGAAACCAUAGAAGUUAUGGAAGACAGGCAGAGUGGAAAAAAGAGAGGAUUUGCUUUUGUAACUUUUGAUGAUCAUGAUACAGUUGAUAAAAUUGUUGUUCAGAAAUACCACACUAUUAAUGGGCAUAAUUGUGAAGUGAAAAAGGCCCUUUCUAAACAAGAGAUGCAAUCUGCUGGAUCACAAAGAGGUCGUGGAGGUGGAUCUGGCAACUUUAUGGGUCGUGGAGGAAACUUUGGAGGUGGUGGAGGUAACUUUGGCCGUGGUGGAAACUUUGGUGGAAGAGGAGGCUAUGGUGGUGGAGGUGGUGGCAGCAGAGGUAGUUAUGGAGGAGGUGAUGGUGGAUAUAACGGAUUUGGAGGCGACGGUGGUAACUAUGGCGGUGGUCCUGGUUACAGUAGUAGAGGAGGCUAUGGUGGUGGUGGACCAGGAUAUGGAAACCAAGGUGGUGGAUAUGGUGGCGGUGGUGGAGGAUAUGAUGGUUACAAUGAAGGAGGAAAUUUUGGAGGUAACUAUGGUGGUGGUGGGAGCUAUAAUGAUUUUGGAAAUUAUAGUGGACAACAGCAAUCAAAUUAUGGACCCAUGAAGGGGGGAAGUUUUGGUGGAAGAAGCUCGGGAAGUCCCUAUGGUGGUGGUUAUGGAUCUGGUGGUGGAAGUGGUGGAUAUGGUAGCAGAAGGUUCUAAAAACUCAGAAGAAAAGGGUUGAAUGAGAACCCUACUUGCCUAAAUGAGGAAUGUCUUUCCUACCAUCUUAAAUACGAAGGUUUCUGGCUGGGUAAGGUUUGUAGCUUACAGUAAAGCCUGAUGACACCAUUUGUUUCCCUAUAAAUUUAUAUUACAUAUUUUAAAACUAUUAGAUACAUUGGCAAAAUUGUUCAGCUGAAAAGUUUAUCUUGGAGCCGCAUCAAACACAUUUUAAACAGUUUUAAAAUUUUCCCUGCAGUGACCAUGAGUGUUCAUCUUGAGUCAGAUAUAUACAAUUCAUUGUUGGUGUCUCUAGGAUAAAGUCAAUUUUUGACAAGAGAAAGAGUGACCAGGUUUUUUUAAAGAAUUUUUGUAAUAAGCAUGACUUGUAACAGAAGCAUUACGCUUCCAAUCCUCAUUCUAGAGAAAAGAAAAUCUUGGAAUGAAAUUUCAGAACUGUCAGAUCAUACAGAUACAAAAAUGGUCUUCGUUCAAGUGGCCUCAUACAUAAAUAAGUUCUCUCGCAUACGACUUCAGGGAAUUAUUUGGACUAAUAGGAUAAACUUUUGGUUCUUUUUUAGGUUUCUUUGUGUUUAAUCUGUUAAUCAGAGGCAGUGGGGGCCUAAUUCCACUAAAGCUCCUUUUUAAGACAACCUUUCCCAAAGAAUAGUUAAAAUAUUACUCAAUUACUACACAAAUCAGAUGCUAAUUGUUCAUAAGGGCUAUUAUUGCUGCCCCAAAAGGGCUUGUUAAAAUUUGAGGUUUGAUGUUAAUUCACUUUUUAAAAAACACUUUGGGGGGGGGCAGAUGGUUAAAAUAAAACUAGUUUCUAAAUUAUAAGUAAGUCAAGUUAUUUAUAUACAGGAGCAGUUAGGUUGCCACAGAUUUUAUUUUCAGAAAAUAACUGGUUGGGUCUCUUUCUGUAUCUAUCUAAAUCAGGACUGAAUUUCUACAGAAUGAAGUGUUGAAUAAGGUAAAUAGCCUUUUAAUGAUAAUUUUUCUUUACAACAUGGUUUUUAAUGAAGCAAACUUCCUAAGAUAGGAAAUAUUUUCUUUUUUAAAGGCAUUGUUCUUUUCCAGUCCAUCUCAUUUCUUUAUGAAAUAAAGCGAUUUUACUUAAAUGUAGUUCCACUGUCAUUUCUGAAAAAUAUGUUGCUGUUAAGUCAUAACACCAGUAAACGAAGGAAGUUAUACAAGGGAGAAAUGGUCAAGGCAAACCUUAACUCAUUUUGUCAAAGCAAUUCAUAGGUUACAGCUUCCCACACUACAUUUCUUCUGAAAAAGCUCAUUUUACACUCAUGUCCUAAAGAACAAAAACUAUCUGGUAACAAAGACUGUUAAGGAACUGAACAGUUGAAAUACACUUGGUUUUAAGAGUUCUAAUAUGUAAGUCACCAUUUGAAACAUUUCUAAUUAAAUGCCAGUAUCUCUUGGAAUUCCAGUAAUUGAUGUCACAAAGUAGUGAGUAAGCAUGCUAAUGUGCAGGGGUAAUGUAAGGAUUGUUAGCCUAUAUAAAUAUUCAAGAUUACUUUUAAAUCUCAAUGUUUUACUCUGAUUUAUAAGACUUAAGAGGUGGUCUGUAAUGGAUUCAAAUGUUUCAUUUGUAGUA
Molecule: messenger RNA, 2816 nt
Organism: Eubalaena glacialis (North Atlantic right whale)
Lineage: Eukaryota; Metazoa; Chordata; Mammalia; Artiodactyla; Balaenidae
Gene: HNRNPA3
Product: heterogeneous nuclear ribonucleoprotein A3
Exons: 11
Coding region: 71-1207 (378 amino acids)
Molecular function (GO): RNA binding
Source: RefSeq, a predicted model, not a curated record